Pararge aegeria (speckled wood butterfly) is the source of this 2659-nucleotide messenger RNA. RefSeq lists its product as uncharacterized. Lineage: Eukaryota; Metazoa; Arthropoda; Insecta; Lepidoptera; Nymphalidae. Bases 98 to 1306 code for a protein of 402 amino acids. The transcript is spliced from 9 exons. The record is from RefSeq and is a predicted model, not a curated record.
CAUCGGUAAUUUUACUGUGUAGCGCUCAUUCGCCAUACGCUAUCGUCGCAAACACAUUCCAAAAUUGAACUAAUUAAUAUUGUUAUUUUUUGACGUGAUGGAGUAUUUUUGGAGCGUGGUUCUGUUUACAUAUUUAGGUACUGUCAUAUGUGAAAAGCCACUGGAGAGACGAAGAGCAGUCCCCGUGAUUUUCGUCCAAGGUUCCCAUUAUGAUGUGGGCUAUGAUGUGGGUCGCACGUUCUCGCCCAUGAUCAAAAACUUCCUAGCAACAUAUGAAAAUUUGCGGGACUUUGAGAAGGAGUACAAAACAGAUACUGGCCGUGAUGCUUAUGACAAGACGCUUGCCAACAUGAAGCAUCGUUUUCCUUAUUACAUUAAGGAGAUGCAAGGUGUCGCCGAUGGUGCUAACGUUCCAUUUCAUUUGCUUUUCCUCCUGCAAAUGGACGAUAUCAUCGGAACAAUCAACGAUAACCAUCUACCAAGGAACGACACUGGUGGUUGCAGUUCUUUAGCCAUUAAAACUCAAAAAAGUGCUGUUUUGGGUCAUACUGAAGACGCUUUUAGUGAAACACUGAAUCAUUUCUAUAUAAUGUCUGCUCAUAUCAUACCUACACCAGAAGACUCUGAGAAAGGGGCAGUUGAAGAAAGAUUCGCUUCACUUUGUUACGCUGGGCAUAUGCCGGGAUAUACAAUGGGAUACAAUGAAAAUGGAUUAGUUUUCUCUAUCAACACUCUCAGUCCAUUGAUCCUGAAGCCUGGAAAUACACCAAGAACUUUCAUCACGCGAGCUCUAUUGUCAUCCAAAAACUUCGCAGAAUCUGAAAAGAUCUUACGCGACGAAGGACUCGGUAUCGGGAACGGAUUCUCUAUUAACAUGAUAUGGACGGAUAACAAAGGCGAUAGAAAGAUAUACAACGCUGAGGUAGCACCAGAUUUGACAGGUGACAGGUCUCUCGUCAACAUACACGGCUUUGCUGACGAGCCAUUAGUGCAUACAAACAUAUACCAAAGGAUCAAAGUGAAAGAAGUUAUAGGGCCAAUUAUAGAUAGUAGCACUGCCCGACUUAAAGCCAUUCAUUCACACCAGCCGCCACAAAGUCAAGAGGACAUCAAGGAUAUUCUUUCUGAUACAAGCGGCACCGACUUUCAAGUGUUUCAAGAGAAAAGAGAUUCUAUCAUCAAAACAAUUGCUGCGGGUGUAUUCGAGCUAGACAAGAUGACGUGGAGUAUUUUUAUCAACAAACCUAACGGUUCAGAGCCCGUCGCCGUUUUACCAAUAAGAUUUUCAAUGUUAGAAAAAUCAUAAACCAAUGUGUGGUUCGAACAAUGUUAGAACGCGUAGCUCGUAUUAUUCGACAUAAUGAUUGAAAGUUGUAUCUAAUUUAUUUUGAUUCUUUACGAAUUUUUUAGGAAUUAAGAAAAUAUAACUAAUAGUUGGACCGAUUUUUCCCCUGGCGUGUUAUUAGGAACUUCAAUAAAACUUACAAUGCUAGUAUCAAUCGUAGAUUGCUAGAAAAUGAAUUUACCUACCUACUUAGUUCCUUAGACCUCCAAAAAUAAAGAUAAUUUAUUUAUCAUGAGACGAAUAUAUAAUUUAAAUAAAGUUUCGUACCUAAAUAUAAAAUAGUCACGUAUUCACGUAGUGAGAGGUUUAAAAAUAUAAGUACACUCUUUCGGUACGUUGGAGAAAGAUUGACAUUUCACGCCCUGAGAAAAAGAGUCCUAGACAUAGUUAAUAAUGAUAAUUCGAAUAUUAAGAAAAUAUGGAGAAAAAUAAAUGGAGAGUUACGGAAUGCGAACAUUUUCGAUAUUUUAAUAUUACAUUAAACUAAGAAGGUACUUGUUAACACAUCCUUCCGUGACAUCCCUGGGCCAGGUCCGAUCCAGGUCCCCGGCAGGGAAAAUAUAGGAAUUUUGAAUUUUUCAUUUUUUUUGGUCUAGGUGCGGGAUGUUAUAAGGCGUGUUUAGUUACCAUCCUAAAGUACAAGUCGGGAAGCAAUGUGAUUCAGCAUCCUGGUACGAUACCGCAUGAUAACAGAUUGGGGGUGCCAAAGCCCACCAUCCAACAUCUUAAGACUGUAUCCAAACUUACCACCAGGUGAGACUGCUCACUAGCAGUUUAUAAAAGCAAGAUUCCAUUAAUGACCAUUGAUACCAUGGAUCGAGGUUACUCAUUUAACAUAACAAAACCACUAGCAAGGUCUUAAGCUGCCUUGCUAUGAGAGGUAGAUGAGUAAAUCACACCAAAAUCGACCGCUGGAUUAUAGCGACUUAUACCUGUUUUCACGAAAAAUAGGCAUCGCCUAACUAGAAUGCAUAAUGAUUCGACACCAACUCUUAGGUAAUGACUAUUGGUGAAAGAUUGAUUUAUGCCUAGGAAUUUCCUUAGACUAGGCGCUACUUAUUUAGGCAUUGUUUGUCGUUAGUGAAAACGGGCAUAAGUGUAUUUAGGAAAAAUCUACAACAAAGCGAGAUAUUCUAUAAAACUAAGAAAUAUAACAGAUAUGGUUUGUAUCCUUGAGGCGGACAUAAGGUUUGAUGGUUUUACUCGUAGAUUGUUAUUGAAUAAGAAUAUAGGGAUUUGCGUCUCUUUGAACAAGUUUGUUAAAGUAGCGAGCACUUUUAUUGUUUAUGAAAAUAAAUGUUAUACUAUACCAAU